AUGGCACUUGUCACCUGCCACAGCUUCAAACAAUUCCCUGGACACCACCAACCACCAGCUGUGCAUGUGAAGGGUGUAUUACUGUCAAAAUCCAGUUCUGUAUGCUCCACCUUCACAUCUGGUGGAUGGAAGUGUCCAGGGCACCUUCUGAAAGUGUGGUGUCCCCACUUGAGGGAUCUUCAAAGCUGUCCCCAUCUAUUUUCUACUUUUGCUAAUGGUAAACACAUCUCCUUGAUGAAUAAUGAUGACUGUAGCAUUGCCAAUUUCAGAUGCCAUACAGUGCAAAACGUGGGAUGCAGGAUGAAGCAGGAGAAUUGUAGUCACAAAAAAGACAAGUUGAAUGCCACUCAAGGACGUAAAAUUAAGAAAAAUAUGGAAUGA
Messenger RNA from Puccinia graminis f. sp. tritici CRL 75-36-700-3, 381 nucleotides. RefSeq lists its product as uncharacterized. NCBI's taxonomy places the organism in Eukaryota, Fungi, Basidiomycota, Pucciniomycetes, Pucciniales, Pucciniaceae. The transcript is spliced from 2 exons. The record is from RefSeq and is a predicted model, not a curated record. The coding region runs from base 1 to 381 and encodes 126 amino acids.